AUGGCCAGCAGCCCUCUGCCGGCCCCCCCAGACCUCCUCCUGGCCGCCCCGCCCGGCGCUUUCCCGCCCGAGCCGCUGACCCAGCCGCCUCCCGCCGCCUCCCGCGCCUCCUCGGCCCCCCAGGCGUCCCCCGGCGGCGCCAUGAAGCCCAACCAGGUGGGCCAGGUGAUCCUGUACGGCAUCCCCAUCGUCUCGCUGGUGAUCGACGGUCAGGAGCGCCUGUGCCUGGCGCAGAUCUCCAACACGCUGCUCAAGACCUUCAGCUACAACGAGAUCCACAACCGUCGGGUGGCGCUGGGCAUCACCUGCGUGCAGUGCACGCCCGUCCAGCUGGAGAUCCUGCGCCGGGCCGGGGCCAUGCCCAUCUCGUCGCGCCGCUGCGGCAUGAUCACCAAGCGGGAGGCCGAGCGCCUGUGCAAGUCUUUCCUCGGGGAGAACCGUCCGCCCAAGCUGCCCGAUAACUUCGCCUUCGACGUGUCCCACGAGUGCGCCUGGGGCUGCCGGGGCAGCUUCAUCCCGGCCCGCUACAACAGCUCGCGGGCCAAGUGCAUCAAGUGCAGCUACUGCAGCCUCUACUUCUCGCCCAACAAGUUCAUCUUCCACUCCCACCGCACCCCCGACGCCAAGUACCUGCAGCCCGACGCGGCCAACUUCAACUCCUGGCGCCGCCACCUCCGGCUGAGCGAGCGGGCCCCGCCGGACGAGCUGGUCUUCGCCUGGGAGGACGUCAAGGCCAUGUUCAACGGCGGCAGCCGCAAGAGGGCCCUGCCUUGCUCCGCCGGGCCGUCCGGGCACCGCCCGACGGGACCCCCGCCGCCGCCGCCGCCCCCGUUGCCUUGCCACGCGCUGGGCUCCGUCAAGGCGGUGGGGCUGGCAGGCGGAGGCGGAGGGGGGCUGCUGGGCCCGCACCUCCUAGCCGGGGGACCCCCGCCGCCGCCCCCGCCGCCGCCCCCGCCGGACUUGAGCCAGAAGCGGCCGCGCUUCGACGACGAGAGCGACCUCCACGAAGCGGUGGCGGCCGCGGCGGCGGCGGCUGCCGCGGCGUCGGCGAUGGCGCAGGGCAAAGCCCCCCGCAGCUACCCGGUCAUGCCGGUGCCCAGCAAGGGGGGCUCCUUCGGGGGCGUCCUGCCCAAGUUCCCCGCCUGCGGGGGGCUCUUCCCGCACCCCUACGGCUUCCCGGCCGCCGCCGCCGCCGCCGCCGCCUUCGGCCUGUGCCACAAGAAGGAGGAGGCUUCCGACGGGCUGGGCGUCGGCGCUCCGGGCGCGGCGGGGGCUUCCAAAGCCGUCGCGGGGGUCCCGCCGGCCGGAGCGGGACUCUCCGGUCUCUUCUGGCCCGGGAAUCGCAAAGACGCGGCCGCGGCAGCCGCCGCGGCUGCCGCCGCUUUCUACCCGCCCUUCUGCAUGUUCUGGCCCCCCCGGGCGCCGGGGGGGCUGCCCGGCUUGCCCACCUACCUGCAGCCGCCGCCGCCGCCGCCGCCCCCUCCUCAACCCCCGGGCUGCUCGUCGCUGGGCGGGGAGAGCUCCCGCCUGCUCCGCCAGGCUUUCCUGGAGCUGGGCGCCGAGCCCGGGGUGGAGGGGGCGGCCGCCGGCGGGCUGGGGUCUCCUCCUGCUGCUGCGGGAGGGGGGGGCAGCAGCCGGGAGCCGCGCGCUUUCGAGGGCGGCGGCGGAGGAGGAGGAGGAGGCGUCGAGGGCGAGGUGGGGGGCUCCCCCCGCUCCGAGGGCGCCCACCUGCUGGAGGCGCCAGCGCGGCCCAAGGGGGUCUCUGCCUACCACCACUCCAGCGCCUUCCGCCCGGUGGGGGGCAAGGAGGACACGGAGAGCUUGGCGAAGCUCCACCAGCACCACCAGCCGUCGGGCCGGCCCGCCUCGCCCCCGCCGCCCCCGCCGCCCCUCCUGCUCCUGCCGGCCGAGCGCCAGCCUGCCCUCCCCCGGCUCCUCUCCCCCAGCGAGGACAGCAUUGUGGGCUAUGCCGUCUUUUAUCUGACUAUCCUUAUAUCUUCCCCUCCUACACCAAUUCCCAAGGUCAUUCUCCCAUCCUGUUACAAC
Protobothrops mucrosquamatus (brown spotted pit viper) is the source of this 2046-nucleotide messenger RNA. Its product is annotated as SKI family transcriptional corepressor 2. Gene Ontology annotation, molecular function: DNA-binding transcription factor activity, RNA polymerase II-specific; RNA polymerase II cis-regulatory region sequence-specific DNA binding; SMAD binding. The record is from RefSeq and is a predicted model, not a curated record. NCBI's taxonomy places the organism in Eukaryota, Metazoa, Chordata, Lepidosauria, Squamata, Viperidae. The annotation marks the transcript as partial. Gene Ontology annotation, cellular component: nucleus; transcription regulator complex. The transcript has 2 exons. Gene Ontology annotation, biological process: negative regulation of transcription by RNA polymerase II; negative regulation of BMP signaling pathway.